GUUUCACAACCACAACUCACAUACCGCUCACAAGUUCACAAUUGUUCAUUAGGGAAAAUAGCAGUAUACAUACAGAGGAUUUUGAAUUCAUUGUUAUAAUUUUUCCAAAAAAGGAUUUAAGGACUUAAGGAUACACACACGUUCACAGAAAAUAUAAUGGGGAAAAAUAAGAAAACGCGUAAAGUUGUGAUGCAGAGAUUUGCUCAGAUGAAAAGGAUGAUUAGUCUGAGCGAUUCGCGAAUAAAACCAGAGAAGCGGCUGCCGUCAAAGAAAACUCCAAAAGAAGAUAAGACUAAAAUAAAAGUCACAGAAGUGCCACAACAAUCCUCCGCAUUAUUCUUCCAAUAUAACAUGCAGCUUGGACCGCCGUAUCAUAUUUUAAUUGACACAAACUUCAUUAACUUCUCCAUUAAAAACAAAUUAGAUAUAAUACAGAAUAUGAUGGAAUGCCUCUAUGCAAAGUGUACGCCGUAUAUAACGGAUUGCGUAAUGGGCGAGUUAGAGAAGCUUGGACAGAAGUAUAAAUUGGCAUUGAAAAUCAUCAAGGAUCCGCGAUUUGAAAGGUUAAAAUGUAUGCAUAAGGGAACCUAUGCAGAUGACUGUCUUGUGAACAGAGUAACACAACAUAAGUGCUAUAUCGUUGCAACAAAUGAUAAAGAUUUGAAAAGAAGAAUACGGAAGAUACCGGGUGUGCCAAUAAUGUAUGUAUCUCAACACAGAUUUACGAUAGAAAGGAUGCCAGAUGCGUAUGGCGCACCCAAAUAAUAGUAUAAUUUAUUGAUACCUUUUUUAAAUAAUUAUCUUUUUGUAUUAAACACACACAAAGAUGUGCA
Messenger RNA from Temnothorax curvispinosus, 833 nucleotides. RefSeq names its product rRNA-processing protein FCF1 homolog (gene Bka). The transcript has 6 exons. Gene Ontology annotation, cellular component: nucleolus; small-subunit processome. Lineage: Eukaryota; Metazoa; Arthropoda; Insecta; Hymenoptera; Formicidae. The record is from RefSeq and is a predicted model, not a curated record. Bases 157 to 765 code for a protein of 202 amino acids.